Eupeodes corollae is the source of this 1904-nucleotide messenger RNA. RefSeq lists its product as uncharacterized. NCBI's taxonomy places the organism in Eukaryota, Metazoa, Arthropoda, Insecta, Diptera, Syrphidae. The record is from RefSeq and is a predicted model, not a curated record. The transcript is spliced from 7 exons. The coding region runs from base 62 to 1705 and encodes 547 amino acids.
UUGACGGGGUAGUUCGCAAAGCAGAAUUUCUUUAACAUUUUGUUUAAAAGGAAGACAAAAUAUGUUUUUAUUUAAAUAUUCUGCUGUAUUGCUUACAGCAUGUUUGCUAUUACUGAACAAUGUAAAUCAAACUGAGGGUGAUCUUUUUGGAGAUAUGAUAACUGGUGGAUUGCCAAUAUUGGCUUCAAUUGCUGGUGUGGCUCUAACAGGACCUAUUGCCCCAAUCGUAGUUGGUUCAUUACUGACCAUAGGACUUGCGGCCAAAAUGAUGCAGGAAAGUGAUAAAGAAGAAGAACCAUCGCCUCUGUCCAAAAAAGAUUUCUUGCAGGAAAAUGCAAAAAUUACUGAAUCACUUUCAAACAUAAAAUCCCAAAUGGCACAAAUGGGUGCACAAUUGACAGACACCAUGGAAACACACGAAUUGUUCGAAGACAUGCGUAAUGCACUCGAUACUCUAUGCGAAACAGUCACUGAUAAUUACGAAACGAUCAUGGAUCCAAACGUCAAGGGAAUAGCGAAACAAUCAAGUUUGCGUGCAAUGCUUGAGUAUUUCAGUGUGUUUAGACAAACUUUGAAGUCAUUUGUGACCAAAUACAUUAAACCCAAGGGAAUGGUAUCGGCAGCAGGAGCUGUUAACUUGUUCUUUGAUUACAUAUUGAGAAGGGAUCGGGUUGCUUUCGAAAAUGGAGAUGAUUGCUAUUAUGAACCAGUGCACACAAAACUUUUCAAAUCAUACACUUACAUUCUAAAGGCUCUGACCGAUGCGUACGUAAUGGUUAUAUCCGCUCACACAGUUCAGUAUCAAAAUGAAUUAAGGGACAAAAAAGAAAGCGAGGCCUAUGAAACAAAAAAACUUUCCGUAAAAAUACUUAACCAAUACAAGACUGACAUGAAAGCAUUGAUGGAAAAAACAAAAUGGGCUAUGGAUCAGUCAACUCGGGAUGUUCGAAACUGUGGAACUUUUGAAUUUUUGAAAAAAGGAGACACUUUUGAUACUUUAUCAUACAAGAACAAAAUAAUCGGUGUUUCUACUAAAGUUGUCAGUGUUGAGGAGGAAGGAAAUGUCAUCACUGGGGCACGAUUCAUAGUAAAAGACAACAUUCUUCACGUUCAAAUCAAAGAAGCUCCAUUUGUAGAUGAAAUGAACGUAGACAACGAUUAUCACUAUUGGACAGAGCAACCAUUAACAUCAGAUGAAGUUUUAUAUUUCGAUUCCAAAAUUAAGAGUUUCGAACUUGGUGAUUUUGAACUGCCACAAAAUGAAUACGUAAAAUCUAUUCAGUUUAAGGUGAAACACGAAGAUGAAGGACUUAUUGGCUUAUAUAUUAACGGAAAAACAGCUGAACGAAUUGGGAAGCAAUGGUAUCCAGGUGCUAAAUCGAGUGAAAUUAAAAUAUCAGGAAGUGAAAGUCCUGAAAAGUUUGCUGAUGUCAAAAAUCUAGUUUCGAAAGCUCCUGCCCCAAAUAGACCUUAUCAUGUUACUUUCCAACCAAUGAACUCAAAUAAGGAUAUUGCCAUUCCAUUUGUUGAUGUCAGAAAUGUUUAUACCUACCCAGGAUCACCUCUUCAAGGACUCGGUUUGUACCAUCAUACUGUUAAGGGUUCCGGUGGAUUCCUAGCGUUGAGACUUAGGGUACCCAACAUGUCUCCAUAUGUCGAUUACAAUGUUAUUGAAAAGGUUAUCGAUGCAGUAGUAAAGCUUUAAUUCAAUAUUAUAUGUAGUGGGUUUGUUAAUUGUUUAUACCCAUACAUAUGUUAUGUAUGUUUUAAAGUUUCUACCAAUAAUAUAUUUGUGUAUCAAAGAUUAUCAAGUCAAUGUUUUUGUAUGCCAAAUCUGAGAUAUAGCUAAUUAAAUGAUGAGUUAAACGGAUUGUUUUAAGUGGAGUAAAAAAUAUUAAGAACAA